AUGAGCGGGCUUGUCAGCUACGAAAGCAGCAGCGAUGAAGAACAGCCAUCCCCUCCAAAAGCUGAAGCCAUUGCGCUCUCCAAGGGAAAACCAGCCGAUUUAACAGUACCUACUGAUGGCGUUGCUAGCAGCAGUAUCAACAAAGAUUUUCCAACCACAGAGCCAGGAGAGGGGACAGAUGGAACUACGAGCGUUGGCAAUGGGCCAAUGCUGGGUCCAGCCAUGCCAGAUCAAAUGCGCAACAACGACGAGAUUAUCGAGCAGCAAGAUUCGCCUGCAAAAAUCUCUCAAAAUAUGUCUGGACGCGAAACUAUCCACCUUCUCACACAGGCAACAUGUCCAAUGACGGCCAUCCCGCCUUCACCCCCAGGUUCUCCUGAUCCUGCAUUGGACGCAAAAUUCAAGCGUUUUUUGGAGCUCAAGGCUGAAGGGGUGCAUUUCAACGAAGACUUGGCGAAUAGGUCUACCUUUCGCAAUCCCGGGUUGCUGGCUACGAUGAUGGCUCGAGCAGGGCUGGAGGGAGACGACCAGUACAGAACUUCUUUGCCACGGGAGUUCUGGGAUCCUUUAGGCUUUCCUUCGUUUGCCUACAAGGAGGAACUACUCCAAAGUCAGCAAACUCUACGCGAGCAGGACGCAGCCUCCAAGAAAAGCCUGGCAGCUGCGGGAAAGAGAACGAUUCAGUUCAGCUCAGGCGGAAAGUCUGGGGCUUCGAGCAGAGAGUCGACUCCGGGACUGGCCAACAAACGGAAACGACCUUAA
This is a messenger RNA of Cladophialophora psammophila CBS 110553, 762 nucleotides long. RefSeq lists its product as uncharacterized. The coding region runs from base 1 to 762 and encodes 253 amino acids. Gene Ontology annotation, biological process: regulation of DNA-templated transcription. The record is from RefSeq and is a predicted model, not a curated record. Gene Ontology annotation, cellular component: nucleus. Lineage: Eukaryota; Fungi; Ascomycota; Eurotiomycetes; Chaetothyriales; Herpotrichiellaceae. The transcript has a single exon.